GGAGGAGCUAUGUAUAUAUCAUGCGAGAGCGCCGGUAGUACAACUUCCAUGGAGCCGGAAACGGGAUACGUCCCGAACAAUCCCCUGUUUGGAGUGCCACUCGACAGCCCGCAGGAAUGUCCAUCUUCUUGUGGCGGGAGCGGCUGUUCUAACUGUCAGGAGAGCACAUCUUUACCAUUGCCAGGCCUGCCCGGAUCGGAUUUCGUCGAUUGCGGAAACUGUCUCGACCACAACGGUGCGCUCAGCUCACAGACAAACCUAGGCAAUUACUGGAGCGAAGAUAUGAGCACAUUUCCGGGACUGCCGCCAUUGGAUAUCGACCCGCUACCAAGUUUAUUUCCUUUCUCACCGUGCGGUGCAAGCUACAACAGGCCCGAACGACCAACGCACGACGUAGCGGACGUACUUCUUUCUCUAAAACAUGCCGUUUUAAAGCAGAGCCCGGAUCCGCAACCGAUGCAAGCUCCAUCGCCAAGUUUCGCUCCACCACAGGCGUCUCUUUCUUACACUGUACACCCGCCGAUGCUCUUGUCGCCCGUUAGUCACCACAAUCACAAUUCGCACUACAGUCAAGCUCAAUCUCAGAGUGGAUCAGCGUAUCCCUCGAACUAUUACGAAUCGUCCUGUGCACAACAUUCGACGCCAAUAUAUCCAAGCAUGAGCGUGAACGUAAGCAUGAACAUGACCAUGCAUGGCUACGGUGCUGAUGGAACAAUGCCAAUGCAGUGUCCACAGGUGCAAUGGGGUCAUCAAACGCCGUCGUCUUCGGUCAACGUACUCUAUCCACCACUGCUCAGUCCGGUGCCGUACCCGGCCGGUGCUACUUACUCGUUCACAGCGGACUUUAGGCCACAAAAUCAAACGCAGAAUCUAUCGCCAAUAUUGGAAUCCUCUAAAAGCUCCAGCCUCCAGUCACACCAACAAAAAUCGUACUAUCAGUCAGGCACAGACUAUUCUCCACCAAAGAGCCCCCAAGAAUUUGAGCAAACAGAUUUCCAGCUUAAAAUGAAAACUGAAAAAUCCCUAGGCUUGAACUUUGAAGAAGAUGACGGUAGUGGCAGUGAUGGCCAAGCUGGAGACAACAAACCCAAUCUCUGUCGGUUAUGUGGGAAAACAUACGCCCGGCCUAGUACGCUUAAAACGCACCUUCGAACGCACUCCGGCGAACGGCCGUAUCGAUGUUCGGACUGCAGCAAAAGCUUUAGUCAGGCUGCAAAUUUGGCCGCCCACAUUCGAACACACACGGGUCAGAAACCGUUCCGAUGUCCUAUCUGCGAUAGGCGAUUUUCGCAGAGCUCUAGUGUGACGACUCACAUGCGCACCCACUCUGGCGAAAGACCAUACCGGUGCCGUGCGUGCAAAAAGGCAUUCAGCGAUAGUUCAACACUUACAAAGCAUUUACGAAUACAUAGUGGUGAAAAGCCAUACCAAUGCAAGCUAUGUUUGUUGAGAUUUUCCCAGUCCGGUAACCUUAAUCGACACAUGCGUGUUCAUGGCACGAACGGGCAGGCGUUGGUAACAUGA
This is a messenger RNA of Sabethes cyaneus, 1524 nucleotides long. Its product is annotated as protein glass. The transcript is spliced from 5 exons. NCBI's taxonomy places the organism in Eukaryota, Metazoa, Arthropoda, Insecta, Diptera, Culicidae. The coding region runs from base 10 to 1524 and encodes 504 amino acids. The record is from RefSeq and is a predicted model, not a curated record. Gene Ontology annotation, molecular function: DNA-binding transcription factor activity; RNA polymerase II cis-regulatory region sequence-specific DNA binding. Gene Ontology annotation, biological process: regulation of transcription by RNA polymerase II.